AACAUCAAUACAUCGCAAGCGAUUACUAUAUAUGAACAUUUUAAAUUAAAACAUUCUUAUGGUACACUUAUAUGUAACAGAUGUCGAAGUGAUUUAGGUCCGUUUAUCAAUAAUGAAAAACAAGAAUUGCAUGAAGCACGGUUUAAAUGGAUAUUAGAUAUAAAGAUAAGUGAUGACGAAUCCGAUAAUGAAAGUUCUGAUGCUGGUUCAAAUUUUAUUCCAUCACAAAGUUCUAUUGGAAGCGACCAGUCUGAUAUUAAAAAACAACAAUGUAUGGCAUUAAACAAAUUUCUUGAACUUUGUAAUAUCAGAAAACAAGUUCGAGUUACAAAAUCUUACACUAAUCUAACUGAACAAUCAAAACGAAAUUUUUUAUCAACAACAAGAAUAAUGAUUAAAUCAAUAGUAGGAUUUGUAGCUCUCAAUGAUACCAAUAUUGUUAUUAAUGAAUUAUUUAAUAUUGAUGAUAAUAAAAGCAACAUCAUAUUAGAUGAUAAAUUUUUAUCCGUUAUGGCUGGUAUCGCUGAAACAUAUAAUAAUGCAACAGAAUGGUCUAUACGUCGACAAAUAUUAUCAAUCGUUGCAUCCAAAAUAAGUUAUAAAUUAAUUCAAGGAUUUAUCCCUGGUUUGACACUAUACAGAUUUACGGCAGCACGAUUGCAUGCAGCACAGUUCGGUACAGGUGCUGUGGUUGAGCGCACAUCCACAACAAUACAAAAAUUUGAACCUGAGCAAAUAAAUCACUUUGUUGAUUUCAUCAUCAGUCCUCACAUUUGCAGUGAUAUGCCAUUUGGUGAAAGGAUCUUAAAGUUACCCAAUGGCUCAGAAUUAUAUGUACCUGAAACAAUACGUAACGUAAUUCCAACUCGUAUUAUUCAACAGUAUUAUCAAUAUUGUGAUGAAAUGUUUUCUGGCUUUAAAACAUUAAAUUCUUCCAGUUUGUAUAAAAUAUUAAGUAUUUGUAAAGCAUCAACGCGUAAAUCAUUCCAAGGCCUAAACUACUUCGCAGCGGAUGGGAGUGAACCGUUUGACUGUUUGAUAGAAAUUAUUCAAGAUAUCCAUAUUGAUCGCGAUAAAAAAAAGCAUUUAAUUGAUAAUUUGAAACGCGGCAAACAAUAUAUAAAAUCAGAUUUCAAAGUACAUGUUGCAAAAUUAUCUACCAUAGCUGAUCAUUGUAUAACAUAUGCAACGAGAUUAUGUAUAUUAAAUAAAUGUUUAUCACUAACGUUAUCCGUUGCAUAUGGUUUACAGUCACCGGGUGAUGAUAUUAUGGAUUGCGCACAACUAAUUGAUGAUAUAAUAUUUAUGUUUAAAUAUAUUCGAAAUGAGAAAUUAGAACAAAAUUAUGAAGAAAUUUUUUAUGAUGUCAGAGAGUUAUGCGAUAUAACUGGUCAUGAGGUGAAAAUGCCGCGGAUAACUGGUAGACAGAUAACUCGUUCAAAUGUACCAUCAACAACACCACAAGAAUAUUAUCGUGUUAAUUUAUUCAUUCCAAUAUUAGAUCAUUUUAUUGCUUCACUUAACGAACUAUUUUCUACUCAUCAGUGGUUGGCAUUAAUUGUGUCUCGUUUAAUCCCAGCAUUCAUCGAAGGAAAAACAUUUGAUGAUAUUAAAGAAGCUGUUGAAAUGUAUCAGGAUUUGUUACAUGGUUCAACAGCUGUUAUUAAACAAGAGUUUUUAUUAUAUCAGACGAAAUGGAUCGAUAUUCAGUCACAUGACCGUCCUAGUAAUGGUAUGGAAGCUUAUCUGUCAUGUAAUGAAACAUUUUAUCCUUAUAUAAAAAUAUUAUUAAAAAUUUAUGCAGCAAUAACAACCGCGACCGGUGAAAGAUGCUUUUCCAUAUUGAAGCACCUAAAAACAUAUUUAAGGUCAACUAUGUCCGAAGAUCUUCUUAAUGGAUUAGCAAUGUUAACCAUAAACUCGGAUAUAACCCCCUCCCCCCCAUAA
Molecule: messenger RNA, 1947 nt
Organism: Didymodactylos carnosus
Lineage: Eukaryota; Metazoa; Rotifera; Eurotatoria; Philodinida; Philodinidae
Source: the annotation of a GenBank genome assembly